UUGGAGAAAAGAAAGAGAGAGACGAGAAAUCACAAAACAAAACCACAGAGAGAUGAAGAAAGCAGGGGCAGCAGAGAAAAAAAGGGUGCGAAGAUCAUCAGCAGCCUCUCAAAACAGCACCAGAGAUCCCAGCAACGAUACCCCACCUAGGAAACAAGCUGCCAAGAAGGAUGUUUACCAGUUGUUUGCUGAGAAGGUGAGAGACCAUAAAGAGUUGGAAUCUAGGUGGGCUGUAUUGCAGGAAACUCGAGUAGAAUAUUUUAGAGGUAAGGAUUUUGUAAGCUUUUUGAGAAAUCAUCCAGAGCUUAAAGAAAUACUAGAAUCAGACAAGAAUCUAGAAACUGAAGAUAUUGCCAAUGCUCUAUUAAGAAAGAAUCUCUUGGUGCGCUGUGAUCGUGUGGUGAAAACUUUACGUCCUGGGAAAAAGAAGUUGUCUACCUGGCCAGCACAUUUAGAGAUCUUCCCUGAGCAAAUAUUUUCUGAUAAUGAUGCCUUUUUUGCGUGGACAUUUGUGAAACGGCGGCCUUUGUGGCAAACGCUUCUCUCAUUUUGCUGGCCCGUCCUGACCCUUGCAAUUUGCUUGUUUCCUGUUUAUCCACAUCGGUGCAAGCUAUUAAUACUUUAUUCUUGUGCGGGGGUCUUGCUAGUUAUUCUCUCUUUACUCCUGGUGAGGGCUGCAAUAUUUGGUGCUAUAUGGGUUAUUCUUGGAAAGCGUGUUUGGAUUUUCCCUAACAUUCUAGCUGAGGAAGCAACAUUAGGGGAAUUAUUCCGGUUCUGGCCCAAGAAAGAUGAAGAGGAACGGCCUAAGUGGACAGCAAGACUUUUCUUUGCUGUAGUAGCUGUACUGGUAAUAUUAUUGCUAAGGCACCAUGCCCCUGACGAAGCUGCUAGAGCCAGGUAUCAUAAGCGGAUGUCAAACAUAAUUGAUGAUGUUCUUGAGUGGAAUCCAAGGUUGGCCCUGUCUGGGAUGAUGGAGAAGCAGCCAGAUGUGGCUAAUGCCACAGAACCGGACAGAAAUUUUUCAGACACAAGCCAAACAAGCUCAGAGAAGACUACCGCUUCUGAUAGAAUUGCAGAAACCAUUUUAGAGCAACAUGAGAAUGAAGAAACUGGAAACACACAAGACAAUCAUCAACAUCAACAGCAACAUCACGACAAUAUAUGAUAAAUACCUGCUACGUGUAGCACACAGAGAGCAUUGUUGUCUCUCUCUUUUUUUUUUUUUUUUUUUUUUUUUUAAUUUUGCGAGUUUUUUGGCUUAAUUUUGAGUGUAAUACUAUAAAGCAUGACAAUAAAGCAGUUGAGUUUCUAAACUGUGCCUUUUUGACAGAUUU
Pistacia vera is the source of this 1334-nucleotide messenger RNA. Its product is annotated as translocation protein SEC62. Gene Ontology annotation, biological process: post-translational protein targeting to membrane, translocation. NCBI's taxonomy places the organism in Eukaryota, Viridiplantae, Streptophyta, Magnoliopsida, Sapindales, Anacardiaceae. Gene Ontology annotation, cellular component: endoplasmic reticulum membrane; endoplasmic reticulum. The record is from RefSeq and is a predicted model, not a curated record. The coding region runs from base 53 to 1165 and encodes 370 amino acids. The transcript has 5 exons.